This is a messenger RNA of Cyclopterus lumpus (lumpfish), 2548 nucleotides long. RefSeq names its product alkaline phosphatase, biomineralization associated (gene alpl). The record is from RefSeq and is a predicted model, not a curated record. Gene Ontology annotation, cellular component: plasma membrane. The transcript has 12 exons. Lineage: Eukaryota; Metazoa; Chordata; Actinopteri; Perciformes; Cyclopteridae. Gene Ontology annotation, molecular function: alkaline phosphatase activity. Gene Ontology annotation, biological process: dephosphorylation. Bases 269 to 1852 code for a protein of 527 amino acids.
AGACCGCUAUUCUCAGACCCCCAGAGUCGAACAACUGUGGCCUUAUAAAAAAGGACUGAACGCAGCGACGGCGCACAUUUCAAGUGGAAAGACCGAAUGAACUGCACGCGCAUUUGGAUGUAAGCUUUCUGUCCCGGGAGAAAGAAACAAAAACACGCCACUUGCUCUGUGGGGCGACUGCAGACCGCCGUCCUCGAAGGUUCUCAAAGUGACACGUUUUCAGGCCGUCUGGAGUGACGCGCGUCAGCCGCACCGGGACGACGACGCCAUGAAGGCGACGGCCCUGCUCAUCGUUUGCUCCUGUCUGAUUUCGGGGAGUUUCGGGAAGCCGCAAUUCCCUGAACAAGAGAAGGAACCCAAGUUUUGGAACACGUGGGCCCAGCGGACCCUGAAGAACGCUCUGACGCUGGAAACUCUCAACAGAAACACUGCGAAGAAUCUCAUCCUCUUCCUCGGAGAUGGGAUGGGCGUUCCCACGGUGACAGCUGCUCGGAUACUGAAGGGUCAGCUGAACGGACAGAGUGGAGAGGAGACGCAGCUGGAGAUGGACAAGUUCCCCUUCGUGUCAUUGGCCAAGACGUACAACACUAACGCGCAGGUGCCAGACAGCGCCGGCACCGCCACAGCUUACCUCUGCGGGGUCAAGGCCAACGAGGGCACGGUGGGCGUGAGCGCGGCCGCGGUCCGAUCCCAAUGUAACACCACGGAGGGCAAUGAGGUCACGUCCAUCCUCAAAUGGGCUAAGGAAGCAGGCAAGUCGGUGGGCAUCGUCACGACGACCCGAGUCAACCACGCGACUCCCAGUGCUUCUUACGCCCACAGCGUGGACAGAGACUGGUACUCCGACAACGAGAUGCCCGCUGACGCCCUGAAGGACGGCUGCAAGGACAUCGCCAGGCAACUCUUUGAAAACAUUCCCAACAUUGAUGUGGUUAUGGGCGGGGGGAGGAAGUACAUGUUCCCCAAAAACACGUCGGACGUAGAGUACCCCGGCGUUGCAAAGCACAGUGGCACACGAAAAGACGGAAGAAACCUGGUGCAGGAGUGGAUUGACAAAAUGAGGAAUAAAAGAGGUCAUUAUGUAUGGAACAAGAAGCAGCUCUUAUCACUGAACCCCACCAGCGUAGAUUACUUAUUGGGUCUCUUUGAACCUGCGGAUUUGCCGUACAACUUGGAGAGGAACACGGAGACGGAUCCCUCGCUGACGGAGAUGGUUGAGGUUGCCAUCAAGAUCCUGAGGAAGAACCCAAAAGGAUUUUACCUGCUUGUCGAAGGAGGACGUAUUGAUCACGGACACCACGAGGGCAAGGCCAAGCAGGCUCUUCAUGAAACUGUGGAAAUGGACAGAGCCAUCGGUCAGGCAAGCCUCAUGACCAGCAUCCACGACACAAUGACAAUAGUCACCGCUGAUCAUUCUCACGUGUUCAACUUCGGGGGCUACACGGUCAGAGGAAACACAAUAUUUGGUCUGGCCCCAAUGAUGAGUGACGUUGACCAGAAGCCCUUCACCUCCAUCAUUUACGGGAACGGACCAGGUUACAAACUGGUUAACGGCGGGAGGGAGAACGUCUCCACCGUCGACUACCAGGACAGCAACUACCAGGCCCAGGCAGCCGUACCUCUGAGCAUGGAGACUCACGGAGGAGAAGAUGUGGCUGUGUUUGCUAAAGGUCCCCUGGCUCACCUGCUGCAUGGGGUCCACGAGCAGAACUACAUCCCCCACGUGAUGGCGUAUGCAGCCUGCAUCGGCCAGAACAGGGAACACUGUUUCACAAGCAGCGGGUCUGCCGUCUUACGCCCCGUCCUCUCCAGCAUGGCAACCCUUCUCACAGUCACCCGAAUUCUGUGCUGACCUCCCUCUGGUAGUCCUCAACCUGUUAAUAACCCCGUUUUAAACACUUAUACGUUUUUAAGAUUUCAAUUAGUUUUGUUUUUUAUUCUUCUAAUUUUACUCUACGCUUUUUUUUUGAUCAUAGGACCACUGUUUCUGAUUUUUUUUUUAAUGAAAAUGAAUUGAGUAAAGCAUAGGGAUAUCACCUUUUUAGGGCAGUUUAGGCAAAUGUGUAAAAUGUUACAGAAUAAUUGAUCCCCCUUGAUACACUGAAAUGAAACGUGGUGUUGCAGAGAUCGCCACAGAAUCGGAGAACUCAGUCGUGAUUUGUCUAUCGAAUAGUUAGUUUUUUGUUCAGGGUUUCAGGACCCACUGCGUCUCCUUGUAAAAUGUAAACCCUUUAGGUUAGAUUGAAUUUGCAAAUUGUUUGAAUAUGUUUCAUAUUUUAAAUGUGCAACAUAAUCUACCUCAUAAGCUUGCAAAAGAUCUCUCAUGUAAUUAUAGUGCGUUCAGAAGGGCACAUUUCGAUGGACAAAAUUCGUGCCUGAACCAGAGGGAACUGAAGGUAUAAUUGGGGAAAAAAAAAAAAAAAGAGUAAAAGGAAUAUAUUUCUUGUCAUACACCUUGUGCAUACACAGAAGAAGCCCACCUACCGUUGUUGUUUCCAAUAACAGAAGUUGUAAAACCUCUUAACCAAUAAAAUAAACGUGUUCUGAC